Molecule: messenger RNA, 2283 nt
Organism: Anoplophora glabripennis (Asian longhorned beetle)
Lineage: Eukaryota; Metazoa; Arthropoda; Insecta; Coleoptera; Cerambycidae
Exons: 1
Coding region: 1-2283 (760 amino acids)
Biological process (GO): DNA replication
Molecular function (GO): DNA binding; DNA-directed DNA polymerase activity; nucleotide binding
Source: RefSeq, a predicted model, not a curated record
AUGCGGGGUACCAAAAUAAUUUCCAUGGUCGUGGGGAACGUAAAGUUCCUGGACAGCCUAAAUUAUUUCCCCAUGGCACUGUCCAAGCUGCCCAAGGCUUUCGGCUUGGGCGAUAAUUUCAAAAAGGGGUACUUCCCACACCUUUUCAAUACUUCAGCCAACUCAAAUUACGUAGGACCCCUACCGGCAGCAGAAUACUAUGACCCCGACAACAUGAAACCAGAAGAUCGUUCCAAGUUCCUCGAGUGGCACGAGGAACACAGGGAUGACGAGUUCGAUAUGCAGCGCGACCUAGUCGAAUAUUGCAUAUCGGACGUGGAGAUCCUGACGGCUGCAUGUCUCAAGUUCCGACAGCAGCUGAUGGAAACGGGGAACGUCUGCCCGUACACGGAAGCCUGCACUAUAGCCUCUGCGUGCAAUAAGGUGUACAGGCGCAACUUCCUCAAGCCAAACACCAUCGGCAUCAUCCCCAAAGGCGGCUACAGAUGGCGCGACAACCAAAGCAAGAUAGCCAUACAGUGGUUAGUGUGGGAGGAACACCAGCGACAAAUAAACAUUCAACACGCUGCUAAACAGCAAGAAUCUCGAGUCGCCGGUGUAAAAGUCGAUGGGUACUGCGAGGAAACCAAGCAGGUGUUUGAGUUUAACGGCUGCUACUUCCACGGCUGCCCCGCCUGCUUCAAAUGUAAUAGAGACAUCCCCAUGCCCGAAGACCCCUCCCAGACAUUAAACACCCGCCAUGAAGCCACCCUUGCAAAGAUACAAAGACUUCGAGACCUCGGUUACGAGGUCAUUGAAAUGUGGGAAUGCGAGUUUAGGCGGGAUCUUCAUAAGAACGACAACGAAAUCCGCAACUAUACUGAAAACCACCCGCUCGUAACCCUAACACCGCUAAACCCCAGAGACGCUUUCUACGGAGGCCGCACAGGGAACACGGUCGAAUACUACAAGUGCGGCCCAGGCGAAAAAAUCAAAUACGUUGACGUAUGCUCCCUUUACCCCUGGGUCUGCAAAUACGGCAAGUUCCCCGUAGGCCACCCCAAGGUGCAUGUGGGCGAGGAAUGUCCUACAGAUCUUCGCAAUGUAAACGGACUUGUUAAAUGCAAGAUCCUCCCACCCCAGCAUCUCUACCACCCGGUGCUCCCCGCCAAGAUGAAUAACAAGCUCAUGUUUGUUCUCUGUCGCACCUGCGGAGAACACAUGAACACGAGCGAAGAGUGCCGACAUAGCGAUGUAGAGCGAGCUCUGACGGGGACAUGGGCGACGGACGAGGUGUUGAAAGCCCUUGAAAAAGGGUAUCGUCUGCUGAAGAUCCACGAGAUAUGGACCUACGACGUUCAGCAGUACGAUAAGGCCACAAAGAUCGGAGGUCUCUUCACGGAUAUGAUGAACAAGUUCAUCUCCGUGAAGCAACAGGCGUCCGGCUGGCCCGCCCAUUGUACCACAGACGAGGAGAAGGAGAGAUAUAUUGAGCAGUUCCUCGAGAGGGAAGACGUCAGACUGGAGUUUGCGGAGAUCUUGGAGAACCCCGGUCUUCGAUCUCUCGCAAAACUCAUCUUGAACAGCUUUUGGGGGAAGUUGGGACAGAGGGAGAACCAGCCCAAAACAUCUAUUGUGAGAAACCCCGCUGAAUUCUUCAGCAUGCUCACAAACCCCAGCAUCUACGUUAACUCGGCGCUCCCGAUCAACGAAGACACGCUCGUCGUUAACUGGGAGCACAGGGAGGAGGCCUACGACCCGCUCGCUACCGUAAAUGUCGUCAUAGCCGCUUACGUCACUACCCAGGCACGCCUAAAACUGUACAGUUACCUGGAACAGCUGGGCGACAGGGUCCUGUACUACGAUACGGACUCUGUCAUUUACGUGACUAAAGACGAAGAGUACGACGUACCUACAGGCGAAUUCCUCGGUGACAUGACGGACGAACUGGAAGGAUACGGACCCGAAAGCUACAUAUCCGAGUUUGUCAGCGGAGGUCCGAAAAACUACACAUACAAGGUCUUCUCCACCAGAGAUAAUGAGGAGAAGGUCGUGUGUAAAGUUAAGGGUAUAUCCCUUAACUACUCAGCCUCACGACUGGUAAAUUUCGAUACCAUAAAAGAUAUGGUGUUGGAUACUUCCACUGCUCCGGUAUGCGUGGCCUCGAGAAACAUCUUGAGGACCAAGGAGCACGAGGUGGUUACAGUACAGCAAACCAAGCUAUAUAAACCUCUCUCCUGCAAGAGACGGUUCUUUGACGACCACAGCUCGGUGCCCUACGGUUUCAAAAGACCAAGGCUUUAA